AUGUUUCAACGGCCAUCUUGUUUACAAGGCCGACGCCAACGAAAUGGCAGUCCGGAGGAUAUGUCUACAUUUCCCAUCCGGCAAUUGUUUGUGUUAGCGAUUGUCCGAAUUUGCGAGCCAAUUGCUUUCAUGUCGAUUUUCCCGUACGUGUACCACAUGGUCGAAUCAUUUCAUGUGACCGACAACGACCAAAAGAUUGCACUUUACGCCGGUAUGAUCACCUCAGCGUUCACCUUCGCGGAAUUCUCCGCUGGCAUGUUUUGGGGUCGGAUGAGCGAUCGCAUCGGUCGCAAGCCCGUGCUCAUCAUGGGAUUGAUUGGAACAGCAAUGAGCAUGGUGGCAUUCGGAUUUGCGCCCAACCUCGCAACAGCAAUGAUCGCGCGAGCCCUAGGUGGUCUACUAAAUGGAAAUAUCGGAGUGCUUCAAACUACCGUCGCCGAAAUUGUGACGGUCAAAGAGCACCAACCGCGGGCUUAUUCGAUUAUGCCCUUUGUGUGGUGCCUGGGAUCAAUCAUUGGCCCGGCUAUGGGCGGUGCAUUGGCCCAACCCUGUGACAACUACCCGGGCCUGUUUCAGCGUAACACGCUCUUUGACCGGUUCCCGUUCCUGCUGCCCAACUUGGUCUGCAUCACUGUGCUAAUUUGCGGCAUUGUCGUUGGUUUCCUGUUUUUGGAAGAAACACAUCCCGAGAAAAAAUACCGUCGUGAUUGUGGCCGUGAAUUGGGCCACUGGCUUGUCAGCCAAUGUUGGCGCUCACGCGUGCAACUUCCCGACGAUUCCGAUGCCAGUGUUGAGGAAUCCAAAUACUUCGUCUAUGGUGAUGUGCCGCCUGAAUAUGAAAGUGCCGAAUCAUCGCCUUGCCUUCGCCCCGUUCGUGACGUCGGAUCUACGGAACAUGACUUGGAAGGUCAGAAAGCUGCUCCACCCAAGGCGUUUACUCGACAGGUCAUUUUUACUAUCGUUGCUUAUGGCAUUUUAGCCUAUACCCCCAAAUCGGACGAUCCGGUUGUUCUCCCACUCAAGUUCGAGGGUGGCUUAGGCCUUGCAACUAAGACCAUCGGGUUUAUGUUGGCCGUCCAGGGUGUUUACUCGAUGAUCGCUCAGCUUUGGCUGUUCCCAUUCGUAGUCAAGCACUUCGGCACCCUGCGCACCUUUCGCUUCGUCUUGCUGGCAUGGCCACCCCUCUACUUGGCAGUGCCCUAUCUCAUCCUUCUUCCAGCCAAGCUUCAGAUGCCCGCUGUCUAUGUCGCAUUGAUCAGCAAGAUCACCCUACAUGUCAUCGCCUUCCCCGCAACUGCCAUCCUGCUGGCUAAUGCAGCUCCUACUUCCAAGGUUCUGGGAUCUAUCAAUGGCGCAGCAGCAUCCACUGCCAGUCUAAGCCGUGCCUUUGGCCCAACCAUCACUGGUCUCUUACAUUCCAAGGGCCUCGAGAGUGGAUACUCUGUGUUGGCCUGGUGGGCCUGCGGACUUGUCUGUUUGAUUGGUGCCAUCCAGAGCUUCUGGAUGGAGGAGUCUGAGGAGCCCGAGCGUUUCAAGUCUCGCGAUUCCGAGAUUAAUGAGGAGUUGAAGCGGGAUGUUAUGUCCGAAGACUCCAUUGAAGAGGAGGAGCAGCGACUCCUUUCCCUGCGCUCUAGCAUCGACCAAGACUAUGACGUCUCCAAUCUGGACUUGGAUGGCAUUGACCUUUCCCAUCCUGAUCCUGAUACCACACCUACACCCACCCCUCUUCGCACUUAG
Penicillium angulare is the source of this 1737-nucleotide messenger RNA. RefSeq names its product MFS transporter. Gene Ontology annotation, biological process: transmembrane transport. Lineage: Eukaryota; Fungi; Ascomycota; Eurotiomycetes; Eurotiales; Aspergillaceae. Gene Ontology annotation, molecular function: transmembrane transporter activity. The transcript has 3 exons. The record is from RefSeq and is a predicted model, not a curated record. The coding region runs from base 1 to 1737 and encodes 578 amino acids.